Suillus clintonianus is the source of this 966-nucleotide messenger RNA. Its product is annotated as glycoside hydrolase family 16 protein. Gene Ontology annotation, molecular function: hydrolase activity, hydrolyzing O-glycosyl compounds. The record is from RefSeq and is a predicted model, not a curated record. Bases 1 to 966 code for a protein of 321 amino acids. Lineage: Eukaryota; Fungi; Basidiomycota; Agaricomycetes; Boletales; Suillaceae. Gene Ontology annotation, biological process: glucan catabolic process. The transcript has 13 exons.
AUGAAACUCAACGCUUUGAAUGUCAGUUUCACUCUUGCUUCGCUUGCCGGAUCUGCUUUGGCAGGUGCAGUCUAUACUCUCAAUGAUAGAAUCGUUGGUGAAGGCUUCUACAACUCCUUCAGUUUCGAGGCUAUCGCCGACCCCACUCACGGGCGUGUGACAUAUGUGGACCAAGAAACAGCACAGAAACUCAACCUGACCUAUGCCACGAGCAAUACCUUUAUCAUGCGUGCAGAUGACACCACGGUAUUGACCCCCAGCGGCCCUGGCCGGAAUUCGGUCAGAAUUCUGUCCAACCGCCAGUACACAACGCAUGUUGUCGUCUUUGAUAUGCAGCAUAUGCCCGAAGGUUGUGGAACAUGGCCUGCUGUCUGGGAAACCGACGGAUCCAACUGGCCUGCUGGUGGUGAAGUCGAUAUUGUCGAAGGCGUGAACAAUGUGGAGCCUAACCAGUCGACACUCCACACCAGCCCAAACUGCUCCAUGCCAGCUUCCGCUUCCCAAUUAGGAACCACAGCUUCAACCAACUGUGACGCUACAGUCAAUGGAAAUUCAGGGUGUGGUGUGCGGCUCACGGAAGACUACAACAGUUUUGGUCCAGGAUUCAACAGCAUCAAUGGAGGAUGGUAUGCCAUGGAGCGCACGAAUAGCUAUAUCAAGGUUUGGUUCUGGGAGAGACAUGACAAAUCUGCUCCCUUCGAUGCUACCACCGGUGCAUGGGUCAUCGACACCAACUUCUGGGGAACUCCUGCUGCCUACUUCCCUAACACCUACUGUGACCUCGAGUCUCACUUUGAUGCCAACAACAUUAUCAUCAACUUGACGUUAUGCGGCGACUGGGCAGGCAAUGCGGCUGUCUAUGCUGCUUCUGGAUGCCCAUCAGACUGCGUGAGUUACGUCGACAACAACCCUACGGCGUUCACAAACGCCUACUUCCAGUUCUCAUCCAUCAAUGUUUACACAUAG